Messenger RNA from Microtus ochrogaster (prairie vole), 915 nucleotides. Its product is annotated as olfactory receptor 5W2-like. The record is from RefSeq and is a predicted model, not a curated record. Gene Ontology annotation, biological process: G protein-coupled receptor signaling pathway. Gene Ontology annotation, cellular component: membrane. Gene Ontology annotation, molecular function: G protein-coupled receptor activity; olfactory receptor activity. Lineage: Eukaryota; Metazoa; Chordata; Mammalia; Rodentia; Cricetidae.
AUGAAUGGGGGCACUGGCAGUGCCACCAGGAUUUACCUUUACUGUUUGUACUGGCUUUUUGGAACCUAUUCUCUUUGGAUGUAUACCUUGCUCAGCCUAGAUAUAGUCGGGAGGAUCUUGGACCUUCCCCAAAUGGACUCUCAGCUCCACACACCCAUGUACUUUUUUCUUAGCAACCUCUCUUUCUGUGACCUCUGCUAUUCCACAGCAAUUGGACCCAAGAUGCUGGUGGAUCUCUUAGUGAAGGAGAAAACAAUUUCCAUUGUUGGUUGUGCUCUGCAGUUCUUAACAUUCUGUGUCUUUGCAGAUUCUGAGUGUCUUCUGCUAGCAGUGAUGGCCUUUGAUAGGUACCAGGCCAUCAGCAACCCCUUGCUCUAUACAAUGAACAUGUCCAGCAUGGUGUGUUCCAUGCUCAUGGCUGGGGUUUACCUGGUAGCAACAACAGAUGGUUUAAUACAUACAACCUUGGCAUUCCGCUUAUGUUUUUGUGGGUCUAAUGAGAUCAAUCACUUCUUUUGUGAUUUGCCUCCACUUUACCUCCUCUCUUGCUCAGAUAUACAAGUCAAUGAACUGGCUUUAUUUACUGUUUUUGGCUUCAUUGAACUGAGCACCAUCUCAGGAGUUCUGGUAUCUUAUUGUUACAUCAUUUUAUCGGUCUUGAAGAUCCGUUCUGCUGAGGGGAGAUUCAAAGCUUUCUCCACCUGCACCUCCCAUCUGACCACAGUGGCCAUUUUCCAGGGAACUAUGCUUUUCAUGUAUUUUCGCCCCAGUUCUUCUUACUCUCUGGAUCAAGAUAAAAUGACCUCAUUGUUCUACACUCUUGUGAUUCCCAUGUUGAACCCUUUGAUUUACAGUCUCAGGAACACGGAUGUGAAAGAGGCUCUACAAAAACUGAAAAUGAAAACGUGGUCCUAA